UCCUCCUCCUUCUCCUCCUCCUCCUCCUUCUCCUCCUCCCCUCUCCACCGUAUUUUUUCGCCUCUGGUUUAUUUUUCCAACCCCCUCCGUGUGGUUUGGUGCUAAUUUUUGGGGUUUUUUUCUUUUUUUCUUUUUUUUCCCCUUUUUUUUUUUUUUUUUUUUUUUUGCUUCCUGACACAUCCUCCUCACGUUGGCUCUUUUAUUUUUAUUUUUUUUUCCUGGCUGCAAUGGAACUGUAACAUAAAUCAUGUUUGGGUUGAAACCACCUCUCUAUUACUUACCAGGCAUGAGCCAUGAGCCGAAGUCACCGUCCCUAGGAAUGCUCUCCACGGCCACCCGCACCACUGCUACCGUGAGCCCCCUGACCCCGUCCCCCCUGAACGGCUCCAUCGUUCCCAAUGGCAGCCCUGCAGCCAGCAGCACUUUGUCCGUCCAGGCAGCACCUUCCUCCAGCUUCGCCGCCGCUCUCCGCAAGCUCGCCAAGCAAGCCGAGGAGCCCAGAGGGUCCUCACUGAGCAGCGAGUCGUCCCCAGUGUCCUCUCCAGCCACCAACCACAGCUCCCCAGCCAGCACUCCCAAACGUGGCCCCAUGGGUCCCAUCAUCGUGCCCCCAGGGGGGCACAGCGUGCCCAGCACACCGCCCGUGGUCACCAUCGCCCCCACCAAGACGGUCAACGGGGUCUGGAGGAGUGAGGGCAGACAGCAGGAAGCAGGGUCUCGAGGCAGCAGCAGCAGCGCCGGCCGCGAGCGCCUCAUCUCGGAGCCCCCCCUUGCACAGGAGAAAGCAGGAGGUCCCACUGUCCCCUCCCACCUCCUGGGGACACCCUACUCCUUCGGGCUGCCCCCCAGCUCCGUGGUCCAGGACUCCCGCUUCCCGCCUCUCAACCUGCAGCGGCCGGUGCACCACGUGGUGCCUCCCAGUGCAGUGACCGAGGAUUACCUGCGCAGCUUCCGUCCCUACCACACGGCCGAGGAUCUCCGCAUGUCCUCCCUGCCUCCCCUCGGCCUCGACCCGGCCACUGCUGCUGCCUACUACCACCCCAGCUACCUGACACAUCACCCCUUCCCUCAUCCUGCCUUCAGGAUGGAUGAGUCGUACUGCCUAUCGGCACUGAGGUCCCCCUUCUACCCGCUGCCAGCGCCGGGCUCGCUGCCACCCCUUCACCCCUCGGCCAUGCACCUGCACCUCUCGGGGGUCCGGUACCCCCCCGAGCUCUCCCACUCGUCCCUCUCCGCCCUGCAGUCCGAGCGCAUCUCCAGCCUCGCCGCCGAGAGGCUGCAAAUGGACGAGGAGCUACGGCAGAGGGAACGGGAAAGGGAGCGGGAAAAGGAGCGGGAGCGAGAAGCCGACCGGGAGCGGGAGAAGGAGCGGGAGCGGGAACGGGAGCGCGAGAAGGAGCUGGAGCGCGAGCGGGAAAAGGAGCGGGAGCGGGAGCUGGAGAGGCAGCGGGAGCGUGCCCGGGAGAAGGAGCUGAGCAUGGUGAAAGCCAUGGAGGGGCCCUUCCUCCCCGUGGCAGAGCUGCACGGGCUGCGGGGGCACCCGGCCGAGGAGCGGGGCAAGCCGGUGGAGCCGCUGGCACCCAGCAGAGCAGACAAGCUCAAGGACUCGGUGUUGCCCACGCCAAAGCCCAUCCAGCACCCUCUACACCCGCCACCGGGCUCCCACCACCCCGUGCCCAGCCUCAUCCCCAACCACAGCGUGUUCCCUCUGCCCGGGAGCAGCGCGGCCACGGCGCUGCUCAUCCAUCGCACCAACGAGGAGGAGAAGUGGCUGGCCCGGCAGCGCCGGCUGCGCCAGGAGAAGGAGGAUCGGCAAUCCCAGGUCUCGGAGUUCCGGCAGCAAGUGCUGGAGCAGCACCUGGACAUAGGGCGUGCCCCGAGCCAAGCUGAGCCUGAGCACCGGCCUGAGCAUCCCAGGUUGGGAUCGAGCCGCCACGAGCCGAGCAGCCGGGAGCCAGGGCAGCACUUUGGUGGGCCCCCACCCCUCAUCUCCCCCAAACCCCAGCACCACCCCGUCACCACGUCCCUCUGGAACCCCGUCUCGCUGAUGGAGAGCCCCCCUGACCCUCCCAGGCGCCUCCCCGAGCCCCACACCCUCCACAGCCACCCAGCACCCUUUGAGCCCAGCCGCCAGGGCAUCCCACUGGUGAAGGUGGAGAGGGUCUUCUGCCCAGAGAAGCUGGAGGAGGGGCCAAGGAAGAGGGACUCUCUGGAGAAAUACCCCCCGGGACGGGAGCCCGGCGCCCCAGAGCAUGGGGCCUUCACCCACACCCCCUUCCUAGCUGAGCUGGAAAAGUCCACUCAGAGCAUCCUGAGCCAGCAGAGAGCCCCAACCACCCCAUUCCCCGAGGCCGCCAAGCCCAGCUCGCCGUACCGGCCCCCCCAGCCCCGUUCCCAGGACCCCAUGUACAUCUACGAUGAGUUCGUGCAGCAGCACCGCAGGCUGGUCAGCAAACUGGACCUGGAGGAGCGCCGGCGGCGGGAGGCCCGUGAGAAAGGGUACUACUACGACCUGGAUGACUCCUGUGAUGACAGUGACGAGGAGGAGGUGCGGGCCCAUCUCCGCUGCGUGGCUGAGCAGCCCCCGCUGAAGCUGGACACGUCCUCUGAGAAGCUGGAGUUCCUGCAGCUCUUCGGCCUCACCACGCAGCAGCAGAAGGAGGAACUGCUGAGCCAGAAGCGGCGCAAGCGCCGGCGGAUGCUGCGGGAGCGGAGCCCCUCUCCACCCACGGUGCAGAACAAGCGCCGCACGCCCUCCCCGCGCCUCCCGCUCUCCACCCGCUACAGCCCCGACGAGAUGAACAACAGCCCCAACUUCGAGGAGAAGAAGCGCUUCCUCACCAUCUUCAACCUCACGCACAUCAGCGCCGAGAAGAGGAAAGCUUCCCAUGCCGCAGACAAGGAGAAGCUGGUGGAGAUGCUCCAGGCCAUGAAGCAGAAGACCACACCGGCUGCCGUGGUGGUGAAAAGCUCCCCGCGGGACAGCCCCGGUGCCCCCAGCACUGAGCCUCCAGUGCCGCCGCUCCUGCUGGACCUGGAUAAACCCGUGGGCAUCGCCGUCUCCGUGCCGGAGGUGCCGAAAGCAGCAGAAGUCUCCAGGUUAGACCAGUUGAGACCCCAGGAGCCACCGAGGCCCAAGGAGUCGGGCACGGCACCGGACAAGCCCCGGCUGAGCGAUGGGCACCCCGGGAAGAAGGCUCUGAGCAUCCUCAGCUACGUCAGGGGUCCCCUCCCCAAGGACAUCCCGGUGCCGCUGUCCCACAGCAUGAACGGCAAGAGCAAGCCCUGGGAGCCCUUCAUUGCCGAGGAAUUUGCUCACCAGUUCCAUGAGUCGGUGCUGCAGUCCACGCAGAAGGCGCUGCAGAAGCACAAAGGGGGGACAGUGGAGCAGAACCACAAGCUGGACACAUCCAUCCACUACAACAUCCCGGAGCUGCAGGCAUCCACCCGCCUGGCCGGACCCCCGCACAACGGCACGGCCGAGGGGCUGCUCCGGCCACUGCCCCCCCUGCCCCAGGACUCCGCCUCCGAGGAGGAGGAGGAGGAGGAGGAGGAAGAAGAGGAGGAAGAGGAGGAAGAUUACCCCAGGCCCAAGUGGCAAGGGAUCGAGGCAAUUUUUGAAGCUUACCAGGAACAUAUAGAAGAACAAAACCUGGAGCGCCAGGUGCUGCAGACGCAGUGCCGGCGGCUGGAGGCCCAGCACUACACCCUGAGCCUGACAGCUGAGCAGCUGUCACACAGCAUGGCGGAGCUGAGGAGCCAGAAGCAGAAGAUGGUGUCAGAACGGGAGCGCCUGCAAGCCGAGCUGGAUCACCUGCGGAAGUGCCUUGCCUUGCCUGCAAUGCAGUGGUCUAGGGGUUAUUUCAAGGGGUAUCCCAGGUGACGCUCCCUGGGCCAGGCCGAACAUAUAGUCUAGAAAUAAUAAUCUAUUUUAUUACCUUGAAUAUUUAAUAUUUUUCACUGGGAGGUUUGAAGCUAAAAUAAUAAAAUUUAGAAAAAAAAAAAAUUAAAAAAAAAAUACAAAAACAACCGAGACAAAAAGGAAAAAAAAAAAAAGAAAAGAAAAAAAAAAGGACAGACAAAACCACGACAACAAAAUCGUUAAUAAUAAAAGGAAGCAAACAAACAAACAAAACUAAAGAGAAAUAAAUAAAUAAAUGGAGAAUGUGCCAUGCAUGAAGCAAAUGGGAGCCGGGAGGAGCCGGGAGCCCACCCCAUGGCCAGCAGCCCCUGGCAUGUCCCCUCCUGUCCCCUCCUCCGGGGGCCACAGCUCUGAAGCCCCCCCCCGCCUCCACCCACCCACACUUUAUAACGCUCAUUUUUUUUGGUUCUUUUGUUUUUUUUUUUUUCUUAAAAAAAAAAAAAAAAAAGAAAAAAAGACAAUGAAAGACUCCACGACAACACUAAACCCGGUGGGGCCCCGCGGGGCCGGGUGCUGCCGGAUCCUGCUCCCAGCACUGCACCCCCAGCCCAGGGUUUCCCCUGGAAAUGCACUUCGCUAUCAAAAAAUAAAGUCAAUAAACUGGUUGAAGGUCCCUUUUUGUUCCUGGUUGGUGGGGAAGGGGCAGGGACACGCGCGGGGUCAUUUUGUCACCCCGGCUUUGGGAUUGAACAGGCGGGAAAAAAAAAAAAAAAAAAAAAAAGAGGAAAAAAAAAAAAAAGGUGCUUCAGCCUUGUACUGUGUAUAUAUAUUAAAAAACAAAGUUUUGUAUGUUUUUAUUGCUUUUAAUUAUUGUUAUAAAAAGCUUGCCUUUUUUUUUAAGAUGUUUCUGCUUUUUUUUCCCCUUUUUUCACCCAUCUUUCUACCUCCCUGUUUUUAUUUUCUUUCUGUUUUUGUUUUUUUUUUUUUUUUGUUUUGUUUUUUUUCUUUUGGCAAAAGGAUUAACUCGCUUUUUAGUGUUUGUACUGCUGCUGGUCGGGCCAGAAAAGAUAAUUGAAACGUUUUAAGAAGAAUUGAAAACCAGGAAAAAUAAAUGCCCUUUUCCAGUGGGGCAGGUCCUGUCCCACCACCAGUCCCUCAGGAAGCUCAACCCUUCCACCCUCCUGUGUUCUCUUUUUUAUUUUUACCCUUUUUCGUUGCUUUCUGGGGCUUUUUCUGCUCCAGCUGGGUCUUCGUGGGUGUCACAGUGCCGGGUGGUGUCUGAGCCUUGCCCAGGCUCCGUCUGCCAAAGGAAAAAUCCCAAGGAAUUGUGCUGAGAGGGUGGAGGGUUGAGGGAUGGGUGGCAUUGGGGUGUCCUUGUCCCCCCACAAAAAAUACCAAGACAAUCAGAGUGGCUCUAAGGCAGUUUGGGCACAGGGAGAGGGGGUUUUGUGGGGUCUCUUGGUGUCACUUUGGGGACAAUCCAUGUGGAGCUGUGCCUGCAGGUGGGCAGGGAUGUCCUGGUGCCACCAGGGUCACCCUUGGUGCCAUUUUUAGCUAAAAA
This is a messenger RNA of Cinclus cinclus, 5423 nucleotides long. It is a transcript of the gene GSE1, whose product is annotated as Gse1 coiled-coil protein. The record is from RefSeq and is a predicted model, not a curated record. The transcript is spliced from 16 exons. The coding region runs from base 248 to 3883 and encodes 1211 amino acids. Lineage: Eukaryota; Metazoa; Chordata; Aves; Passeriformes; Cinclidae.